AUCCACCCUGCUCCAUACCAUCCCCCUUUCCUUAGCGCCACAAGGCGGGAGCUCAGCAUUGUGCCGUCGCGGGAGACGGGAGUGUUCGAAAACCCCUGCCACGUGACCGGAGCUGUCGCUCUUCCCCGCCUUUCCCCGCGCCUCCCCUGCCUUGCUCUCCAAGGCAAUGAGGACGCGCGGGGGCAGCUGCGCGCGUGUAGGAAGCCAUGGGGGAAGGAGGCGCUCCCAGCCCAGAGCUGGACUUCGAAGGCGCAGAGCUAGAAUUGACUCAGGAGAAGCAAAUGAAAGAAAUGUUAGAACUCUCCAUAUUUGAAAUGAACAAUACAGUAGCAGAACUUGAGAAAAGACUUCACAGAACUUAUGAUGAAGACAGUGAAUGGAAAACCAGAUAUGAAACCCAAGUAGAAUUGAACAAAAAACUAGAAAGCCAGAUUGAAUUUCUUCAAGGAAAGAUGGAGCAUCUUGGUGGCAAUCCAACAGACAAACUGGCUUCUGUUCGCUCCUUCGAACAAAUGAGUACGGAUUCCUUAAAUCAGUUUCUUCAAAAAUUGGAAGAGGAGAAGAAAAGUCUCCAGAACCAGCUGAAGGAGUAUGAACUUAGACUGGAUCAAGAAGCAAAGGCUUACCAUAAAGCCAAUGAUGAAUGCCGUGCAUACUUAGCAAUGAUCUCACAAAUAUCAGGAUCUCUAAAACCAUUAGAGAAGCAGAAAAUAGAUGCAGUUGAAAUGAAGAGGGAGAACCAAGUUCUGAGGAGAAAGUGUAAUAUUCCAAGAAACCAAAGAAUACUGGACCCAAAGAAGGGACCAAUUAAAAAAACAGCGGGAGUGAAACAUCUUCCAAAGCUGAAACUCUGAUUGCUUAUUUUAGAAUUUCUCCUUUUAUUGUUUAUUUUGCCACUUGCAAUUACAGUAAACACAAAAUGUUAUUUUAAAAUAGUAUUUUAAAGGUUCCUCAACUCAAAUACAGGACUAGCACCAGUGAUGUUACCUAGUUUGUGAAAUGAAACAUCUGCAAGAAAACAAUCAAGCUCAGAGAACACCAAGGACCCCUCAAAGAGAAAUUCUUACGGCACAGUCUCAAGAUAUACUUUCUACAUAUGGGAACAAUGUUCUAGUGGAUUUUAAAUGUAUUGGGUCUGGCCUUUAAGAUGUCAUCCAGAUCUAAUACAUCAUUCUAAUCCAAAAGCAAACAGGCUACUUUAUGGCUUAUGGUGUCAUGUACAAUUAGCCUUAUUUCUUGUUGAAAUGCAAGAAGCUGUAGAAAUGUUUAUGAGUCUCUGUUCCACAUUGUAGUUUGCCUUCUUUCAACAGGCUGAAGUGGACACAGGCACAACAGGCAUUCUGAGAUACACAAUCUUUUUAAAAGUAGUUUUUUAUAGAAAAGGCAGUGGAGCCACUAUGAAAGAAUUUCAACAACUUCUGUGAAUUGAAUGCAGGCCUUAUUUAUAGUGAAAGCAAAGUUUACAUUCUUACAGUUGAGUGUGUCCAGUCUGCAUGGUAUAUUUGUCUUGAAACCACUCUUUUUUUGGGGAAGUGGGAUCAUUUCUUCCUGUUCCUUGUUUUGAAAAAGGACUAAUCUAGUUCAGGCUAUUUGCUCUUGCCUUUGAAAAUAAGCCAGACGUGCCUUGCCCAAGCUAAGAACUCCAGAGUGUAGUGACUAAACAACUCUAAAAUUUCCUUGAUCAUGUGUGCAGAAUCAGUAUUCUAGUUGGUUCUUAUUUGGAAUCAAAAUGAGAAGCCAUAUCAUUUCACUUGCCUCUAUGACAGGCAUUUUAUGAGGAAGACAAAGAAUGGUUUGUGCCUUAUAACAUAUGGCAUAUAUUUGGAUAGUUCUUGCGUUAAUCCAACCAUUGUGAUGCCUCUAUUUGGUAGCCAGACCUUCAUUAAAGAAUUCUGAAAAGGAAGAACAAAACAGAAGGAUUUUGAUCAGUAUGGAAUUAUGGAGGAAAAACAAUUAUUUGUGGAAGGUUUUGCAAUAGUUCCUCUUUAACUUGCAAAUCUCAAGUUAUAUUAAAAAUAUUACAGAACAAAAUUCUCAUUGAUUUAAUUCAUGUAUCUCUGAGUCAUAAACCAUGCUCUACAAUUUACAAUAACUGAAUCUAUUCAUCAUUUUAAGUCAUAAACAAAACAAUACCUCUAACAGCUUAUUGAAUUUUAUAAACUCAUUUAUUUUAAAAUAAGCUUUCUUAUUUGUGAAGGGGACUAUCUUAACGGGUCACGCAUUGCACUAAAACCUGAGCUGGUUUGUUCACUCUUGGAUGAAUAAACAUAUAGAGAAUU
Messenger RNA from Thamnophis elegans (Western terrestrial garter snake), 2279 nucleotides. Its product is annotated as coiled-coil domain-containing protein 169-like. Bases 207 to 854 code for a protein of 215 amino acids. NCBI's taxonomy places the organism in Eukaryota, Metazoa, Chordata, Lepidosauria, Squamata, Natricidae. The record is from RefSeq and is a predicted model, not a curated record. The transcript is spliced from 8 exons.